AUGCACUUCAACCUUGCCCUCGUCGCGGCUCUUGCCGCCUCCGUUUCUGCCGCGGUCACCCCCGCCGUUAGAUUCGGCUGUGCCACCGAGGAGCCGUCUGCCGAGCACAUCGAGAUCUCCAAGAAGCUUGCUGAGGAGGAGGCCGCCAACAACGGUACUGUCAGCCUGGCUGCUCUGGCCACCAUUACCGUUCCUACCUACUUCCACAUCGUGGCCUCCUCCCAGACUGUGGCCAAUGGAUACAUCACCGACAAGAUGGUCACCGACCAGUUGGCCGUGAUGAACUCCAACUUUGCCCCCCACGGCAUCCAGUUCAACUUGGUCGAGACCACCCGUACCAUCAACUCCGCCUGGGCCGGCUACAGCAGCCAGACCGCCAUGAAGACUGCCCUCCGUAAGGGUGACUACGGUAGUCUCAACCUGUACUUCCUGAAGAGCGUCGGAGGUGCUUUCGGAAUCUGCACGUUCCCCACCACCGCCUCCCCCGGCUCCUCUGCUUUCAUCGCCGACGGCUGCACCAUCCUGUCGUCGACGGUUCCCGGCGGAAGCGAGACCAACUUCAACCUCGGAAAGACUGCCACCCACGAGAUUGGCCACUGGUUUGGUCUGUACCACACCUUCCAGGGCGGCUGCAACGGUGGAGACUCCGUUGCCGAUACCCCUGCCCAGGCUAGCGCUUCUUCCGGAUGCCCUACCGGUCGUGACUCUUGCCCCAGCAUCGCCGGCCUCGACCCCAUCCACAACUACAUGGACUACUCCUACGACUCUUGCUACGAGGAGUUCACCGCUGGCCAGCAGACCCGCAUGUUGAGCUUCUGGAACAACUACCGCGCCUAA
This is a messenger RNA of Colletotrichum acutatum, 837 nucleotides long. Its product is annotated as extracellular metalloprotease. The record is from RefSeq and is a predicted model, not a curated record. Bases 1 to 837 code for a protein of 278 amino acids. Gene Ontology annotation, molecular function: metallopeptidase activity. Lineage: Eukaryota; Fungi; Ascomycota; Sordariomycetes; Glomerellales; Glomerellaceae. The transcript is spliced from 3 exons.